This is a messenger RNA of Sebastes umbrosus (honeycomb rockfish), 1020 nucleotides long. RefSeq lists its product as uncharacterized. Lineage: Eukaryota; Metazoa; Chordata; Actinopteri; Perciformes; Sebastidae. The coding region runs from base 275 to 637 and encodes 120 amino acids. Gene Ontology annotation, biological process: regulation of phosphorylation. Gene Ontology annotation, cellular component: cytoplasm. Gene Ontology annotation, molecular function: protein serine/threonine phosphatase inhibitor activity. The record is from RefSeq and is a predicted model, not a curated record. The transcript has 4 exons.
AGCAAGACAGUGAGCUUUAGAGAGAGAGAGAGAGAGGAGAGGAGAGGACAGGCAGAGAACUGGCGUUAUAGAGAGGGAGAACACGAACACUCAGCAAGAUAACAGGAGAUACGCGUGGGAACAGCAGCCCAGUAGACAGAGACAGAGCAGUGUGUUCACAACCAACGUGUCAGAGCUUGUGGGUCUGUCUGUCUCUGUGUGAGUGUGUGUGUGUGUGAGUGUGUGUGUGAGCUCGGUUGUGCUUUUCCACGGUUCUCCCGAGGCCGUGGCAGCCAUGGCGUCAGAGCCCAGCACCCAGUCCAGGGUGAUGUUCCAGUCGGCGGACAAAACGGAGGAGCCGGCGCACCGCAAGCUGGGCAAGCUGACGGUCAAAUACAACCGCAAGGACCUGCAGAGGAGGCUGGAUAUCGAGGAGUGGAUCGAUGGGCAGCUGCACCUGCUGUUUGACUGCGAGGAGGAGGAGAUUCCAGAGUUAGAGAUUGACAUAGAUGAGCUCCUGGAGCUGACAGACGAAGGGCAGAGAACCCGUCUGCAGGAGCUGUUGCAGGAAUGCGGAAAGCCAAAAGAGGAUUUUAUCAACGGGCUGCUCUACAGGAUAAAGGGUCUACGCAAAAUGUCAGGUCCCUUGAAGAAGUAAUUAUAGGUCAAAUAAAGAAUUGAGACAAUGUGAAGCCUCUUAUCUUCCCAUCUUCCAUUGCGUUAACUCUAACAUGUCAGUGGGACUCUUUGCCCCUUCCCUUUCUGGGUCAGCAUCAGUCUUAACAACAGAGCAGUCGGGUUUUGAAUGGGAUUUUUUUAUUAUUAUUUCAUUUUAAUUUAUGGACUGCUAUAACAUUUUGUCUCCCAUAAACAUACCAAUAAUGCACAUGUGAUAAAAGUUGUACUGACUAUUACUCAGACGGACUGCUUUUUUUUUUGUGUAAGACUGUACAUUUUCGGUUGCCUAUUUAUGUACAUAAGUAUUUUUUGUUCUGAUAACAGUGUUGUAUGUCGAAAUAAAAUUGAACAUUUUCAAGACAA